AUGACCAUGAUGAAGCACGGGAAGCCAGAGGGAUUGAGGGCACUGACGAUUAUCAAGACAAUUAUGAUGAACAUAUUAUUGAGCUUUCUGGUGACGAGGAUGAACAGCAGGAGAUACCAGAUGUUGCUACUAUUGUGUCCAGUGAUGAUGAGCCUGUUAUGCCAUGCCCAUGGGUCAAGACUGAGAAGACGUCACUCCAUCCUUGAGAUGUCCAGGUCAAGCCCUGAAUGGGACACUGAUCUUGUGGGUUCAACUCCGGAUAGUCCCAUCAAAAGGGCAAACCUGACGGGUCCGCCAGACACUCCGGCCACACCAUCCCCAAGCAAAGAUAAUGUGAGAGCCAAGCGCAUUGAGCGACCAAGUCCUGUUGCAGAUGAAGAAGAGUCCCUGAAAGCAUCACCAACCAAGAAGUCACGUACAACGGUCAAUAAAGGCAAAGGCUGUGUUCAUUGGGGGCAAACAGUAAAUGGUCUCCAUUUUGAUGUGAACGGCAUUGAACCUUUGGGUACCAGACUUGACACUGUUGUUGAGAUACCAGAAGCCCUCAAGCGUGGGAAGCAACCAUCUGGAAAGGACAGAGAUGAUGCUGCUGGUGUUCCUGGUGCAGUGCUCAUUAGCUACAUGAUGCCCAAGCUUGAGCUCUUUCCCCCUACAGGCAAUGAGCACUGCAAGCAAUUGGACAAGGACAGUGUUGAGGGAUGGCUUGAGAACACAUAUGCAGAUAUGUGGCCUAUGCGUAAACAUGAUGUUCCUGAGCAUGCAUUUGUUGAGACAAAUCCUGUCAUCAAUGCAUUCCAGGAACAUGGCAUUUAUAUCCACAGACAGAACUUCAAGCGCACUAUCCAGUGGUCCUUCACUGGCAACUGGCUUGUCAAGCCUGCCCUCAUCACCUUCAACGGCAAUCCUGUCAUCAACUUUACCCUGGGCCCUGUAGAGUUCAGCUAUCUCAUGGAGGGCCACCUCGACUACAUUCAUGAUAGGUGGAGCAAGUGGAUCACCAUCAUGCCAUUUGCAGUGGAGCUUGAUCUUGCAUGGGGAUUCUGGCGUGAGGUGCUGGGUCAUGAUAAUCUGAUGUUGGGAUCCUUCAAGAAGGCUGAGGGAUACAUGUAUGUCCAUGAGCACCGUGCCAGCCAAGAUAUCUGGUCAGUAUGGUAUUACAUUGAUGUUGUUCAUGCUAAUACAUCAAUAGAGGAAUCCCAAUCCCGCCCAUCAUACUCACAAAAGUCCUUUGUUGACCUGACUAAGGUUGUCAAGAGCCCAAUGAAGGACAAGGUGUCAUCUCCAUCAUUCUCACCAUCUCCCUCCAAGCACCCCAAGUCUUGCAGCAGGCCUGCGGAAAUAUCAAGCUCACAGGUAGCAGUGUCUUCAAACCAGAAGAUACCCAUCUGGGAUGCCAGAGACUAUUUUGAGCAGCAGGAGGCCUCUGUCUUUGACAUGGAGACAAUUGCGGCCAACUGUCCUAUUGUGGAGAAGGAGCUUGCGCACCAUUCUGUUGUGGCAGUGCUGCACACUGUGUCCACCUAUGGACGUGUGGGUGUCUGUCAUGAGCUGUUUGGUGGUAAUGUUGCUACUACAGCUGAUGAAAGCACAGAAGAACUGUGA
Messenger RNA from Rhodofomes roseus, 1602 nucleotides. RefSeq lists its product as uncharacterized. Lineage: Eukaryota; Fungi; Basidiomycota; Agaricomycetes; Polyporales; Fomitopsidaceae. The coding region runs from base 1 to 1602 and encodes 533 amino acids. The transcript is spliced from 16 exons. The record is from RefSeq and is a predicted model, not a curated record.